AUGUCCGACUCCUCAGCGCCCAGUUCUCCGGGAAUCAUCCAUGAAUUCCCUAGGGACCGGAUUCAAGAACAUAUCAACGGUAGUGCUCGAGCAAACUUGUCGCCCAUGUACAUUCCACCACCAUACCUGCCUGGGGGCAAACGGGCACUGUCAGGGGUUUCGAUUCGUGCCUUUGUGUUAGGCAUUGCGUUGGGCAUUUCUACGGUCCUUACAUGGGAGUUGGCAUAUUGGGGCAAUGGCCUUUGGAGGGCACCAUGCUUCAUUGCAACACUAGCUCUUUUCCACUACCUCGAAUUCGAUAUGACAGCAAGAUAUAAUCCACCGGAUGCCUCGAUCUCGUCCUUCUUGUUGCUGUCGAAUGGCAUUGGCUAUGCCGCUGCCCACGCAUCUGCCAUGCUUGAGUUGCUGAUUCGGUAUUGGCUGUAUUCUGACUACGCGCCCAGAUGGCUGGGGCUGCCAUUUCAUAUCCCCAGGAUCCUUCCAUCGAGUCCUACCUCCAUCUCAGUUGGACUGGGUGCCACUUUGAUCGUCGUGGGACAGCUUGUCAGAAGCGCCGCCAUGCGACAGGCAGAGACCAAUUUCAACCAUGUUGUGCAAUGGACGAAGAAAGCUGACCAUGUCCUCGUGACAGGUGGUGUCUAUGCCUUUUCAAGACACCCAUCCUACUUCGGAUUUUUCUGGUGGGGGCUUGGAACGCAGCUGCUGCUAGGAAAUCGCAUUUGCUUUGUAAUAUAUGCUGUGGUGUUGUGGAAGUUCUUCCACCACCGAAUUAUUCAUGAAGAAAGGCAUCUUGUUUCUUUCUUCGGCGAAGACUACAUUGACUACCGCAAACGUGUUCCGGUCCGCAUCCCCUUCAUUCGAUAA
Molecule: messenger RNA, 864 nt
Organism: Cladophialophora psammophila CBS 110553
Lineage: Eukaryota; Fungi; Ascomycota; Eurotiomycetes; Chaetothyriales; Herpotrichiellaceae
Product: protein-S-isoprenylcysteine O-methyltransferase
Exons: 2
Coding region: 1-864 (287 amino acids)
Biological process (GO): C-terminal protein methylation
Cellular component (GO): endoplasmic reticulum; membrane
Molecular function (GO): protein C-terminal S-isoprenylcysteine carboxyl O-methyltransferase activity
Source: RefSeq, a predicted model, not a curated record